This is a messenger RNA of Candidula unifasciata, 1671 nucleotides long. Lineage: Eukaryota; Metazoa; Mollusca; Gastropoda; Stylommatophora; Geomitridae. The record is from the annotation of a GenBank genome assembly.
AUGGCUUCUUCCAUUUGUUUACUUCUGAUCGGGAAUCUUGUGCUAAAUUUCAUUGUGCCGUGUCUAACGACAGUUUCUUUCGUUGAUCUGAGAGAUAUUUUAAACUCAUCAACAUCGCAUUGCAGCGUAGUGUUUCCUGAAACAGCCCUGACUGACCGGGUUCAGCAGUUUCUCCGCACAUUAGCUGACGUGUCCUUUGCUAACGAAUCAACUGUCUCAUUUGGGAAACUUCGCGAGGUACCACAAAACUGGCCAGAUGGGCGUCCACUUCACAUUCAAGGAAUUGUCGCACCAGAAGAACUCAUCAAUACCGUUUUAAUUUUCAAACGAUCGAGACAAGACAGAUCAUGUCUGCUAGUGCCUGAUGACAACUUUAUAUCGCCGCCAGUAGUUGCCUUUCGUCUGCCUAGCCAGGAAGUCCAGGAAGAGUUUGACCAAACUUUGCAUCGUCUUACAGAAUUUAUUAACGGAAAUUGUGGGACAUUUCGUAACGCAGAUGGGUUUGUAAACCUGAAAGGGAUUCACAGAAAAGACAUUCUUGAUAAUUUAUUCUCGACUUCAAAAUCAUCUUCAGCCGACAAGUCUUUGAAAAAAUGUAUGGAUGCCAGUAAGAUCAUCAAUAUGUGCAUGCUUAAUGAUAACACGAUUUCUGAGUCAUCCACUCCUAUAACAAUACAGACACAUAAUAAAUACUUGGACAGUGGUAAUAAUAUGGAAGAAUGUGAAAGAAUUGAAGUCCCAAAAACAUCCAAUUUUUUUCAUGAGUAUUUAUCUCGCUCCAAGCCGGUCAUAAUCACAGGAGCUGCACGGCACUGGCCAGCAUUUCAGAAGUGGACCAACGCUUUCCUGAAGCAGAAUUAUGGAGAUAGAAAAGUUCAUAUUAAAAUUACCCCUGAUGGACAGUACGAGGGAGUCGAACCAAUAUCGCUGUGGAAGAAUCAUCAGAACUUUAGCAUUCCAGAGUCAGUUUAUAGGAAAUUACCGUAUCCUGACCUUGUUGUUGUUCGACCAGCAAGUAUGGAAAUUAGGUUUUCAGAAUUUAUAGACUUUAUAGAGAAUAUCUCGUUGGGACUUGUCAAGAAUAUGUCAGCUUAUCUGGAAUAUUCCUCAAUCACUAAUUACUUCCCAGAGCUGAUAGAAGACAUAGAAGAAAUGCCAUUCUUUCGGAAUGUUUUGGAACUGAAGCAUCUCAACAUCUGGUUGAGUGAUGGGAACACACUGGGCAAGCUGCACUUUGAUCCUUUUGACAACUUUCUUUGUCAGAUCAGUGGAGAGAAACAAGUGUUGUUGUUUGAUCCCCAUGACAACUCACGUCUGUAUGAAGGUCAUAUACAGGAAGCCAUGUUGACCUACAAUGCUUCUGAAAAUGUGUUCUCCCGAGAGAAACUUCUAGAGAGCACAUCUAUGGUCAUGUCUCCGGUUGACUUGCUACAUCCAGACUUACAGAGAUUUCCCAAGUUUUCCCAGGUUCGACCUCUGAAUUGUACAAUACAAGCAGGAGAUGUUUUGUUUAUGCCAUCUUUUUGGUGGCAUGAGGUGCAGUCCAGACCUAGCAGUCUUGAGCACAGAAACUUGGCUGUCAAUUUCUGGUAUGAGCCAUUUCUAGCCCGUGAGUUUCCUUGUCAAGAGUGUGGCUUGGAUGUCAACUCCCGAUACUUUCACCUUCUUUAG